Molecule: messenger RNA, 4498 nt
Organism: Caenorhabditis auriculariae
Lineage: Eukaryota; Metazoa; Nematoda; Chromadorea; Rhabditida; Rhabditidae
Source: the annotation of a GenBank genome assembly
AUGGCGAGUAUGGUGGGCGGUGCAAAUAAUGCAACAUUUUGUUGGGAUGGACACAUAUUGGAACCAGACGUGCUCCUGAAUAAUGUCUCUUUUGAUGGCCGACAAGCGGAUUUCCGUGUCCUUCUUGUGUCACAGCUGUUGGCCAACAAUCAGUUAAGGGGAAAACAUUCGCUGAUCAAUCAAAAAUAGAAAAGUAAGGAAAUUUUCCAACACCUUGAUAUUGCGAAUUAUUGUUAGUGGUUUUUGAUUGCGAAACUCCCAUGCGCGAAAAAUUCAUGAUAUAAAAAAAAACUCCGAACCAGCUUUUCAAUGAUUGAAUACUUAAUGUGAAGAAAAAAUUCCAAUCAACCCGAUUUUAAAUCUGAAAAAUAUACGAAAGUGCAACUUUGACGUUCAAGGCCACUGAGUGAGAUUACUUCCGUGGAAGUAGCAAAUCAGGUCGGUCGAACUUCUUCAUUUCUGAAGUUCGAAAAAUUUUAUUACCCUUUAUCGAUUUUUAAAACGACUUUUCGAAGACCAAUGGUUCAAAUAUGUUGGAAAUUUCUCAACAGGUUUUUUUACACUAAUUCUUAUUCAAAAUUUGUUUGCAUGUUUUUUUUUUCAUUUUUCACGGGUUGCGGUGAUUUCUUCUCAAAAAUUACCCUCAAUUUUCUGAACUUCUCUCAAACUUGAAACAGAGCUCAGAAAAUUGGUCAUAGUAACCGCUAACCGCUCAGCUCAUAGAACCCUGUAAUCGUCCACCUUGCACAGUUUAAUAGGUGCAUAAUCUAACACUUUCGGGUUAUUUUUAGACCACUUGCUGCACAUUAAACAGCACGAAACAGUGUCGCAAAUUCUAAUUUUUUUUUUCCCGUUUCAGUUCCGGCGCUGAUAGCCUCUUGAAGUCAACGAAAAGUUUAUCAGAGAUUAAUAACCUGAAACUGAUUUUACAUCAUCUGCCAGAGAAUUUCAAUUUUCAGUUUUUAGUUUCUGGAAAUUCUAGUAAAUUUGCUCCAGCCUUCUUAGACGCUAUUUAUGGUAACCUUUAGUUUUUCAAUAUAUAUAUAUAUACAUUUCCAAAUCUCUCAUUUCUCUUGAAUUUGUGAAAAAUGAGGAAUCAACCUACAAAACCAUCCUGUGCAGUUCAAGGAUUACUGUGUGAAAAGUUUUAAUAUACACAUUUGCAAGUGAACUGAAUUCAAUAAAGUCUGGAAAGGGCACGUGCCACUCCGAAUUUGUGUAAAACGUGGUGUUUGGAAAAGAAGUAGGAGGCGGUCCUGUCGAUCAUUCAGGCCGACCGACAAUUGGCCUCGAUUCUCGUCAACCUUUGCCCAUUUCGAGAAUCCGCCGUACGCGCCAACUUUCUUUGCAUUUGCACCGAGGUUUUUGAUUUUUUCUUUAGUGAUUGGUUUUCUUUUGUUGGUUUGAUCAAAUCGUUUCCUGUUGCUUGUGGAAAAAAUCUUUCUUCAAUUUUUGUUUUUUUUUUUCAAACAAUUUCAUAUCUUAUUGCUAUGGCUUGAACUUUUUAAAUAAGAGUUAGAACUUUCUCUACCAACUUCAUAUCACUCAAGUCGAAUUCCAAAAACUUCGAAAUAUCGCCCAAAAAACUACUUGAUGAGGUGUAUGAAGGAACUGGAGAUAGUCGCAAUCUGUAUAUCUUUGUCGUUUUCCAGAAUAAACGAUUCAAAAGAGAAAAAAACGAUGGAACUUUGGGAAAUAGUUUCUCAGAUUCUGCAGAUGAAAAGUUGAAGGAUCUUCAUCCAUUGUUUCCAAGAUUAUUUCGGCUCAAGCUUUAGAAAACCUAGAGCUACAGUUAAAAAUACUUCCUCUUCAAAAGUUCGAAAAAAAAAACUUAUCUACGCCAUAUUCUCCCAAACACUAUGCAUAUCUAAGAAUAUAAGCAAAACUGGCGAAUGAUUCAUAAAACCUGACUUUUUGCAAUAACUGGCAGUGUUCAACAUUCAGUUUAAAAACCUUUUUGUUUGUUUUUCUCAAAUAAAUCACUUAUAGUUUAUGGCGCAAACUGAGUCACUCGUAAACAAUGAAGAAAAAAAAAUCGGUAAGUCUCUUUGAGAAUAAAUUACAGACUUUUGCUUCGAGAUUCAUCAAAAACGGUGUGAAAGGCAAAUUGAAGAAAAUUUUUUUGAAAGAGUCAAACUAUUCGUUCUGUUUUCCCUCUGACCGGCUUAUUUCGGAAUUUUCACCCAUCGAUCUGGUUUUCACCUUCCCUUCGCCCAUACUGUUAUUUGUCAAAAUCGCAAUAGCGUGUUUCUGAACUUUCUCGAAAUGGGUUCUCAGGUGAUCCGUCCAAAAAUGAGAAAAAAAAACCUGGUUUUAGCGGAGACUUGACUCCGCCCAUAGAUCUUUCUCGCCGAGAGGUUGCCAGACUUUUGAGAAAAUUUAUUCGUUGAUUGUCAGAGUUUACUGUCGUUGAUCACUUCGUCGGAAUAUUAUAUGGCGCCCCGGUAUUUCAGCGGCAUCGCGUCUCUGCCCACAGCAUCGCGCGAAAAUCGGAUGACCACGGCUUCGAUACAACACUACACCGUCAUCCACGAUGGGUAUGUUCCAAUUUCUUCGAAUUUUCCUUUCUCUCGAGUCAUAUUUAAUGAGUUGUAACGUUUUCAGUUCAGAAAAUACUGGGUAGCAAAUUUUAAAUUUUUAUUGCUUCCAAAUUUCAACAAUACUAAAAGUGAAGAUAUUAUCCUGUGAAAAUUUCAUCUAAGCGAAGAAAUUUUUGAACUUUUUUCUUUAGAUUUUUUUGAUAUUGAUUGAUGCAAAAAUUGAAACAUUAACUUGAUAAAUUCCAUUCAAUUCAAAAAAAAAGUUUUUCAAUAGAUGGAAAUGGCCUUCAGAAAAAAGAAAUCAAAAAAUGAAGGCAUAUCUGCUUUUCUGAACCGCCUAAUUUAUAUGCGUUCAGAAAAAACUUUCUCACAUGGAAUGCCUUCCGUAUGACUUCUAGGGUCUCUUUUUCUCACUAUUUUGAAAAAAAAAACGAAAUGUUAAAAGAAUUAGAGACUGGAAGAGAGUUCGUGUACAGCUGAAUUUUCCAAUUUUCAAUUUUUAUUUCAAAACUUGCUGACAUUUGGAAUCAAUCAAACUGAAGCUUUCCAUUUCAAAGAUCUUCAAGUUUUUUCGCGAGCCAAAACACUUAUGAUGCAUCGUCCAAGCCGGUAUUUCAGCGGUUCUGUUUGCAGGGGCUCAAAAUCUAGUGUUUACCUUUACAAGUUGCUCUUCUCCUCUGCUAGACCAUUUUCUAGCUUCUGAUGUGAAAAAGUUAAGAUGAAUUACCCGGUUUGUCAUAGUUGCAGGUAUCGAGCGCCGAAUGAAGUGAGCGUUUCAGACGAAUUGAGGAAAGUCGUAGUUAUGGCGGCUGCCUUCUUUUUCAUCGCUAUCGUUUGCGUCUUGUCUAAAUUACAGGUUUUUUUUGCCACUUCUGCUCACAUUUGAUUACUUAACACCGACUUACUGCCAUGUUCAAAGUUUUUACGCGAAUUGCAAAUUGUAUCUCUUAAUCUCAAAUCGAAUUGUAUCUCUUAAUCUCCGAAGUUUAGCUUUAGCCGAUUCACAGCUAGCUCGAAAAGCAAAAAGGCGUGUCUAGUCUGCGCUCUACAUUAACCAGGCCUUGUCUCUUUUCCUAUCGUGUCAAAACUCUUUAUUCGAUGGUUCAAGCCAGGCGUGAAUCAGCUAUAUCCGUUGAAAAGUUUUUUUUUUUAAUUUCAGAGAAAAUUCAAAAAGUUUGACGUAAUGUUAAAUUGUUUUAAAAAUACAAAAAGAUCGUUUCAAAACGAAUAAAGCCGGAACCGUCUUUCACGAGUAUUUAUUUUUAGGAGAAGAACAUUCUACCAAUCAAUUUGUCACAAUAUAUAAUAACUCACAAAACAUGAUUUUAAAAAAAUGAUUUAUGCAGUUCGCGGCAGGCGUCGUGAUGCGGUGGUCGCCAAUUUUGUGGCUUCUGGGGAUCUGCAUCGGCGUCGGCUUGAUGAACGGCAUCUUCUACGUGCGCGAGAAGCGACGUCAGAGGAAACGACAGCUUCGCCUUGAUAGGGUUAGUUUUCAUCUAAACGUUUCUGCACUGUUUUGUGAACGGCAGUGCGUCUUCAAAGUGUAGAGAGAGCCAUUAUACAAGUAAACAGGAAGCUUCAAAUUUCAAAGUUUAAAAACUUUUUUCACAAAAAAAGCUGUAAAACAUUUUUCAGAGCGUCAUCCUUGCACUGCCAAUAUCCCGUUCGUUUCCAUGCCUGUCUCCGGGACCGCAUUCACAAAACUGCAAUCGCGGUAGAGGAAAAAAGUUUGAAAAGGCAAUUUUGUAACUAAACUGCAGUUCCAACUUCUCAUCGUCACUUAGACAGCCAAUUACCAACUUAUGAUGAUGUUCUUCAGGAAGAAAAGUCCCACGAGGUAAAUUUCUCAAAAUAUAAACAUGUAUAAGAGAUAGUUCAGUCAAAAGUAAACUUUCCAGGAGAACCAACUCCCAAGUUACGCAACUGCCAUCGCGAUGCUCACGCCGCAAGAUGUUUAG